Molecule: messenger RNA, 2472 nt
Organism: Temnothorax curvispinosus
Lineage: Eukaryota; Metazoa; Arthropoda; Insecta; Hymenoptera; Formicidae
Exons: 2
Coding region: 504-812 (102 amino acids)
Source: RefSeq, a predicted model, not a curated record
UCUCUGCAUUCCUCAUCCCACCACCCUCUUCUGUUCUUGUUAGCCCCUCUUUUAUUCUCUUUUUCAUUCUCCUCUAUUACUCUUCUUAUCUUCGACGUUCUUUCCUCUGUUUCCUCUUGCAGAUCUUUUUUUCCUCCAAUCAUACCUUGCAACCGGUUGUAAUGUUACACCAGGCUGCAAAACAAUCCUUGACGACUGUCAUGUCAAGCCAAAAGUCCAGCUAGUCUCAGAGCGUGGCAGAGGUCAGCCAGACAGCUGAUCCGAUCCGAACCAAGAGGCAGCAAAAGCAGGUAGCGGAGGAUGUGUCAGACGCGGUGACCAGGCCAUCCACGCCGAGUCCAAAAAGCCCUGUGAGCAAGCCAUUGACGCAGAGCGAAGCUGAAACGUUGACGGAAUUGCCAGAAGCAGAGGCGACAUCAUGUCCAGCACGCAGGUUGGAACCGGUGGCUGAAGUCACCGUUCCAAAGUCGGAUCCUUUGCGCCAGCAGGUCGCGUACGAGCCGAUGGACCAAUUGGAGGUGAUUCCCAGAGAUCCCAACGCCGUACGACCGAGCGAGGAGACGGACCAAUCAAUGGGUCUGACCGCGGCCGAGGUACAGCUCUUCAUGCGUAACAACGACGCGGAGCAGCUGGACCUGUUCCAAGAAGUGCCCGAGGCCGUAGCGGAGCAGAUAGUGAGGGAGUGCGGGGAACAACCCGCUGGACCAGAGAAUAACGACAAGGGCCAAUCGAGAGACGAGGAGAAGGACGACGAUCAGCCGGACCAAUCGACGACGUCGGAGAUAGCGGCGGGAGCAGCCAUUGCCCCGUAAACCAAAAUCCCGUCACGGUUGCGCGAUUAAGUCAAUUUAGACAGACAGCCAAUCAGAAAGGUUGCGCAGGAAUCUACCGUGUGUAGAGACCUUAAGUUUUAUUUUGAGUGUUUAAUUCUAUUCCGUUUACGAACGAAUUCAUUUUAUUUUAUUUUAUUGUUUGUUUUGACAUAAUUAAGUCAUUCUAGAGUGUUUUACGCGAAUUGCGCGACGAGAGACCCAACUGGUUUAAUCUUAUAUCUAUAUAGCGACAAACGCAUGUAUUGGCGAUUAAGGGAGCGUCGGUGAUUAAAAAUAAGUUUAUUUCAUAAACGAUAUGCUUGAGCGAACACGAAAAACCUUUCCAUCCAAUCCCACGCAUCCCGAGUGAAUUAUCAUAAGAAGCGAGGACAGAGCCAUCGUGAGAGCCAAUCAAAGGCCAUGGACUCUGAUAAAUUCAGAAUUUUAGUACUUUCAUUCAUUUUUAUACUUUUUGCAAUUUCUAUUAUCUGCAUACUACUUUUGGUUUAUUCGCAUUUAGCAAGAGCAUAUCAACCCUAUUAUUUAACGUAGAGUCAUUGAAGUCAGCGAGAUGCGGCUUAAGGAGUACCUAGUGGUCACUCUGAUUAUAUUCAUACCUUUGAUUAUUAGUUUUCCAGACAUUCACACAGUAAGCAUGAUAUUCACUCUUUAUACCUUAUAUAUUUUAUUAUUAAGCCUCGAGAUCGAUCCAAGAUUGAUUCCCGACGAGCGAUGAACCAAUCACGUCAACUUAAGCGUGUAUUGCGUCCGAGGACCAAUAGCGUCCGUUCUAUGUAACUUCAGUUUUAAUUAUGCAUGUUUCACAGUUUUAUUAGAGUUUUGACAGAAUGUCGAACUACGACAGCCAAUGGGGCGAAGCCCUGAUAAUUUUAUAUCGAUUCGUCGAGUUUUACUUUGAUUUACCUAUUUCACACACUUUGUUGUCAACGAGAGCCAAUAGGAGCGAAUCCUGGCUAAUUUCAUGUUGUUUAGUUUAUUUCAAACUUUUCUAUCAAUAUCUAAGGCCUUCAGCCAAUCAGAGCGCAUUGUGCGACUCAGUCGAACGAACGCAGCGAUCCGACCAAUGAGAAACGAGCACGGCUCGAAACAGCGAGAUUCGCAUUGUAACGCGUUUAUAUCGUUCAAUUAUCUUUAAUUUUAUGUUUUCCCUGUCGAAACGAUUAAGAUUUAUUAUUUUAUAAUAUGCGAUACGCAUUGGAUAUACUUACCGUCGGAAUACUUACCGAUGACGAUUUCCCGUCCAAUGAUUGGGCGAGACGAUCCCACGAAGUCCGGUACCUGAAAGAAAAGGAGAAUUAACAAAAGAUUGAUUCUAGUACGUGUUACUUACCUGCGUAAUGUCGGAUCGUCAAAAUGACCUAUGAUUGGUCACUCGGAACCGCUCCGAGUGACUGGCCCGCGAACACGCACUUUGUGCUGUUGCGACGGCUGGCAUUGGUUGACGCAUCGCGAAGACCGCAGCGAGAGCCCAUGUCCGCCGUCCAAUAGGGAUUCAGCAUCGUGAUUGAGCUGAGCCAGUCAACCGGCUCAGUUAGUUGCCUAUUGGCCAAACGACAUUCAAUGGAUCGUGUCGCCCGCAAGACCGCGACGCGAUUGGCCGAGUGCGAGAAGGCGCGCGAAAUGCCGAGCAACAAAUUCU